This is a messenger RNA of Theobroma umbraticum, 2382 nucleotides long. NCBI's taxonomy places the organism in Eukaryota, Viridiplantae, Streptophyta, Magnoliopsida, Malvales, Malvaceae. The record is from RefSeq and is a predicted model, not a curated record.
AUGAAGAUAAUCACGAAUACAUACACUUCAUGGCCAUCACUUAUUUCUCUUCUUCACCUCAGUUUCUUGUUCAAUUCCUUGAAAUAUUGUAUGUGUACUAACAACUCUUCCCAUUCAUCCUCGGACCAAGUAAUUCUUGACUGCGGAUCUUCCAGGAACUCAUCCUUUAAUAAUAAAAGUUGGGUUGGGGAUGUUUUUUCCCCAGAUUAUUAUGAAGGAACGACGAUUGGCCGCGUGAUCUCAAACACAACAGGCAAGGUUCCGGAGAGUCCAUACUCAACAGCUCGCUUCUUUCGCUCUUCCUUCACCUACAGUUUCCCUAUGUUCCCUGGCCUCAAAUUUAUCCGCCUUCAUUUCUACCCUACUUCUUACACUGCCACAGACCAAAUCUCGAAGGCUGACUUCUCUGUCACCUCGGACAAUUACACUUUGUUAGCCAACUUUAACCCUUCUGUUGUGGCAAACACUUUGAAAUCACCUUAUUUCACUAAGGAUUACUUCCUUAACUUAAAGAAACACUUUCUUAACAUCACCUUCGCUCCAUCACUAAAUGCUUCAGACGCUUUUGCGUUUGUAAAUGGGAUAGAGAUUUACUCAAUGCCCCUCAAACUCUCUGAUUAUGGAGUAAAUGAAACUUUCAAUGCUACCUCCAUUCAAGAUGAACCUGCCCUUGAGAUACUUCACAGAAUCAACGUAGGUAUUGAUAGUCAAAACGAGCCGUUCUGGAAUGGGCUGGACGACCGAGUAUAUAUUCAGGGUUCCCAAAAGGGUACUCCUAUUGAGGCAUAUGAUGAUCCUAUAGCCUACAAUAAGAGCUCUUGGACGUUAAGUGAAUAUGGAGCACCGGGGGAUCUGUACAGCACAGCCAGGACAAUCGGUGGUAGUGAUCAGGUUGCCAACGGGGGCUAUAACUUGACAUGGACGUUUCCUGUUGACUCAGGUUUCAAAUAUAUUGUCAGGCUUCAUUUCUGCGAAAUUCAAUCAAAAGUAACAAAAGUGAAUCAGAGAGUGUUCAAGGUGUAUGUCAACAAUGAGACAGUGGAAAACAGCCUGGAUAUAGUUGCUAUGGCCGGUGGUCCAUUGAUUGCAAUGCAUAAGGACUAUAUCAUCAUGGUUCCAAAAGCGAAAGAAGAAAGAACGGGUCUGUGGCUUGCCUUGCAGCCUGACAUUGAUUCAAAGCCCAAUCUUAGUGAUGUAAUAUUGAAUGGAAUUGAGAUCAUGAAGUUGAGUGAUACUAGUAACAAUCUUGCAGCUCAUGUUCAAGUAAAGAAUGGAGACAGAAGCAAGCAUAUUCCAUCUAACAUCUUGCUCGGGAAGAUUCUGGGUUUGGUUAUUGGAAUUUGUUUAGUUUCUUUGAUUGUCUAUCAGGUGUCUCAUUGGUUUUUGCUACGUAAUGAUGAAAAACUCUGGAAAACAGUCAGCCUAUUUGUUAAACCUUCAAAUCACUGUCGUCAAUUCCCUUUAGAAAAGAUAAGAGCUGCCACCAACAAUUUCAGUGAAGCUCUUUUGCUCGGUUGUGGCGGGUUUGGUAAGGUUUACAAGGGUCUGCUGGAUGACGGAAUCACCAAAGUGGCAGUUAAGCGCAAAAAUCCUGAGUCCCAUCAAGGAGUUCAAGAGUUCAAAACUGAAAUCGAAUUGCUCUCCUCAUUUCGUCACAUGAACAUCGUGUCUUUGCUUGGAUAUUGUCAAGAGGACAAUGAGUUGAUUCUGAUAUAUGAUUACAUGGCUCAUGGCACUCUACGUGAUCAUCUCUACGAGACCCAAAAUCCACCACUUCCAUGGACCCAGAGGCUCAAGAUUUGCAUUGGUGCUGCACGUGGAUUACACUACCUUCACACGGGCACAGAGCAUUCAAUCAUUCACCGGGACAUCAAAUCAACAAACAUACUCCUGGAUCAAAACUGGGUGGCCAAAGUCUCAGAUUUUGGCUUGUCAAAAGUAGGCAAGACCGCGGAAUCCUAUAGGAACCAAGUCAGUCCUGGGCCAAAGGGCACGUUUGGAUAUUUGGACCCUGAAUAUGGCAGAUACAGAACAUUAACUGGCAAAUCAGAUGUUUACUCUUUUGGUGUGGUUUUAUUUGAAGUCUUAUGUGCAAGACCUGCUGUUAGUCGUGAGGCAAAUGAGGAUGAUCAGACUAAAGUGAGCUUGGCUAGAUGGGUUGUUCAUUGCUAUCGAAGUCAAACAAUUGAUCUCCUGAUUGAACCAUACCUAAGAGGAAAGAUCAUGUCCGAGUGCCUUACCAUGUUUGUGGAAAUUGCAGUCAGGUGCCUGGCCAGUAGGCACAUAGAUCGGCCAUCAAUAAGUGAUGUUCUCUGUAAACUUGAACAGGCAUUGCUGUUGCAGGAGAAGGCUGACAGUAAUUUGCAAACACAAGAUGCAUGA